Camellia sinensis is the source of this 2231-nucleotide messenger RNA. RefSeq names its product transcription factor TCP8. Lineage: Eukaryota; Viridiplantae; Streptophyta; Magnoliopsida; Ericales; Theaceae. The record is from RefSeq and is a predicted model, not a curated record. Gene Ontology annotation, molecular function: sequence-specific DNA binding; DNA-binding transcription factor activity. Gene Ontology annotation, cellular component: nucleus.
CUCCAUUAAGAAUUCAAAGGGUAGAGAAAGAAGCACAACAGUCAAUCAGAAACCAAAGAGAACCCCACAAACUCCUAGUCCAAGUUAGGUCAGACAGACCUGCAAUAGACUUUAAAGUGUUUUUCUCUCUCUUUACUUUCUCUCUCUAACAGUAACCAAGGAGGAGGAGAAGGAGAGAGAGUGGGGGAUGGGUUGAUGAUGAUCAAACUCAAUCAUCAAUGGACAAAGGAAAAAAAAAAAUGGGUACCAAGGAAGUAUCAGCUUUGAACCCACUAACAAAAUUCCUAUAGAAAACUAAACCCCACACCCCUCAUACAAACCACACAUAUGGAACUAACAGAUUUUCAUAGCAAUAAACAAACCACCACCACCACCACCGCCGCCGCCACCAUUUCACAACCCCACCACCACCUCCAACAACAACCACCACCACCACAUCACCAAAACCACUCUUCUUCUUCUUCUUCUUCUUCUUUUGAUGCCAGAUCUCAUCAAUCCCUAUUCAUCCGCAACAUCACCAUCCAAUCUGGCAUCACCACCACUGCCGGGGGCGGCGGAGGAGGGAACCUCCGCCACUCUCGUAUACAAUCAGAUCGGAAAUACAAAUCCAUCUCCUCGACCGAUCUCGCUCUGUAGAUGAUCUUUCAAAGAAAAACAACGAGCUAAAGAACCCUGCUAAGAAGUCGACGAAAGACCGCCACACCAAGGUCGACGGAAGGGGGCGGCGCAUCCGAAUGCCGGCGGCUUGCGCGGCUAGGGUUUUCCAAUUGACGAGAGAAUUAGGGCACAAGUCCGACGGCGAGACCAUCGAGUGGCUUCUCCAGCAGGCGGAACCGGCGAUCAUCUCCGCCACCGGCACCGGCACCAUCCCCGCUAAUUUCUCCACACUGAACGUGUCGCUCCGCAGUGGCGGAUCCACCAUUUCAGCACCCUCAUCGAAAUCUGCUCCCCUCGGAGGCUUAACCCUAGCCCACCACCACCACCCUCACUAUGAAGAAGGGUUCUCUCACAUGUUAGGGUUUCACCACCACCAAAAUCCACAGUUUUUGACAGCGGAUCAGAUUGCCCGCGCCAUGCCUAGUGGUGGUGGUGGGGGCGAGUCGGCGGAGAAUUAUUUGAGAAAAAGAUUCAGAGAAGAUUUGUUUAAAGAAGAAUCUCAACGGCCACAAGGGGAAGUGUCAGCCAGCUCAACUUCACCACCAUCAAAUAAGCAACAACAACAAGGAGCUGGAGGACCAUCAUCUAGUAUGCUCCAAUAUACUAACAUGAUGGCAGCAACUGCCAUGUGGGCAGUUGCUCCGGCACCUAGCACUGGAACCGGCAACACAUUCUGGAUGCUGCCGGUUCCUGCUGCUGCCGGUGGCAAUGGCAAUGACCAGUCUGCCAAUACAUCUGGAGCUAGUUCAUCUGAUCAGCCCCAGAUGUGGCCUUUUGCCAGUGCACCGACAACAACUAGUGGAAAUACGCUUCAAGCGCCGUUACAUUUUAUGCCGAGGUUUAAUAUUCCGGGUAACCUUGAAUUUCAAGGGGGCAGAGGCAAUCCACUGCAAUUGGGUUCAAUGUUGAUGCAACAACAACCUUCUCAACAUCUUGGGUUGGGAAUGUCUGAGACUAAUUUGGGGAUGUUGGCUGCUCUCAACGCUUACUCAAGAGGUAGCUUGAAUAUGAAUUCUGAACAAAAUAAUCCAUUAGAGCAUCAUCAUCAACAACACCAGCCUCAAGCUGCUGAUAGUGGAGAGGAUGACCCAAAUACUUCUUCUCAAUGACAGUAUGAAAUCAAAGUUGAUUUAGAAGUGGAAUUUGUGAUGAGUUGAAUCAGUGGCUGGAAGCUUGAUUUCAUGGAUGAUCAAGAUAAAGAGAGGUAUCUAUCUAGUUGUCAUUUUUUUUUUUGAUAAAUUAUCUAGUUGUCAUUUUUGUUUUUUUUUUGUUAAUGUGUUUUGUUUUUGUUUUUUCUUUUGCAUUAUUUAUAGAUUGUUGUGGACUUGAGAUGCAGUUUGUUAGGUUGGUCCAAAGGGACCAGAAGGGGAGAGAGAUUAAUGUAUAGGGGGAAUAUUGGGUUGUGUUUAGUAUUAUAAUUUGGUUUGCUUGUGUGAGCAAAGUGGUAAACAAUUAAAAGGAAAAAAAAUGAGAGAAUCAAAUAAUUUUAUGAUAUCUACUUUGCAAGAUAUAUCUUCUCUAUUUUUCCAUUGAGAUACAAAAAUAAAAUAAAAUAGCAGCUCUCUCUCUUUUUC